CGAAAACCGAUCGCCAGAGAAACUACAUCAAAUCUGAAAACUAGCCCAACAAUGCUGCGACAAAUAACAUUCUUCAAUCGACUGUCAAUUGGAAGUCGUGCUCUUUUGUAUUAUCGCAAUGUCUGAGCUGAGGAAUUUCGACCGCCUGUUUCGUCUCGAUGGCAAGGUAGCCCUCAUAACCGGAGGCUCAAGAGGACUUGGUCUUCAUACUGCGACCGCUUUUCUGCUCGCUGGCGCGAAGAAGGUCAUCAUCACUGCGCGGAAACGUGAGGGCGAGCAGGGCAUAGACCAAGCUGUCGAAAAACUCAACAAGCUUCCGGUGUCCGGCAAGGCCGUCGGCAUCGCAGCAAAUGUUGCUGAGACGGAACAGAUACAGGCGCUUGUCGAUGAACUGAAGAAGACGGAGGACAGGAUUGACAUCUUGGUCGCCAAUGCUGGUGCAACGUGGGGGGGUCCAUUCGAGCCGACCCCGGAUUGGGCGACAAAGAAGGUGCUCGACUUGAAUGUCAGAGGCGUCUUCAACCUCGUGAGAUUGCUGCUGCCGCUGCUCAAGGCUGGAGCCACACCCGCAGACCCGUCAAGAAUCAUUAUCGUCAGCUCGACCGCCGGCACCAACGUACAGCAUGUGGGAGAUCAUGGCACAAUCAUGUAUUCAGUCUCAAAGGCAGCAGCACAUCACCUGACGAGGAACUUGGCAAUAGAACUGGGUCCAAGCAACAUCACUUGCAAUACCGUGGCACCUGGAUUCUUCCCGUCAAAACUUGCAAAUGGCCUAAUCGAAAUUUUAGGUGGUCAAAAGCAGCUUGAGCACGAGAAUCCUCGACGGAGGCUCGGCGAGCCAGAAGAUAUCGCCGGUGUCAUGGUCUAUCUGGCUUCGCCGGCCGCAGCAUAUGUCAACGGUGAGGACAUUGCCGUGGACGGUGGUCUCCGCUGGGGAGCCGGACGUCACUCAAAAAUUUAAAUUUGGCAGCUAUGUAUACCGGAGACCACGCGGUCUACGAGGAAGGUCUCCAGAUUCCAACAGUGAAAUGGAAGACCACCAAGGCAGGCGUUGGUGCUGUUGUUUGUAGACUAUCUAUGCUGCUGCAUAUACUCGGCGCUCGAAAUGAUUCAAUCCAGUCAAUUUUUUCAACACACA
Messenger RNA from Verruconis gallopava, 1138 nucleotides. RefSeq lists its product as uncharacterized. The transcript is spliced from 4 exons. NCBI's taxonomy places the organism in Eukaryota, Fungi, Ascomycota, Dothideomycetes, Venturiales, Sympoventuriaceae. The record is from RefSeq and is a predicted model, not a curated record. Bases 119 to 961 code for a protein of 280 amino acids.